UACCCUUUUUUUUUUUUUAAAACAAUGAGUCUACAAAAUCUGAAUAAUGAUUUUAACUGCUAUACUGGGGUGGUACAAGAGAUGAACUUUUUAACUCCUGCUCCUGCUACUUUUUCUCACCCUAUGGAGAGUGAUACAAGAAACUCUGAAAUGGGGUUUCAGAUUUCAAGCUGUUUGAUGGAACAAAGCAAUAAAUGUUUGAGCUUUGAGCCAUUAGAAAGCAGGGGAACAAAGAGAGCUGCUGCUUGUGAUGGAAACGAUGGGUUUUUGGGUGUUGCAAGAAAGGGACUUUCUUUGAUUUUAGGUGGUGACGAUGAAAGUAAUAAGAGCUCUCGUGGUGCUGGAGGUAGCAAAAAUGGACACACUAAGGUUUGUGCUAGAGGUCAUUGGAGACCAGCUGAAGAUGCUAAGCUGAAGGAACUUGUAGCUCAAUAUGGACCUCAAAAUUGGAACUUGAUAGCUGAACAUCUUGAAGGAAGAUCAGGGAAGAGUUGUAGAUUAAGAUGGUUUAACCAGCUAGAUCCAAGGAUUAACAGGAGAGCUUUUAGCGAGGAAGAAGAGACUAGGCUUUUAGCUGCACAUAGCCUGUAUGGAAACAAAUGGGCAAUGAUUGCUAGACUGUUUCCUGGCAGGACUGAUAAUGCAGUGAAGAACCAUUGGCAUGUGAUCAUGGCUAGGAAACAUAGAGAGCAGUCAAGCAUUUACAGAAGGAGAAAGCCUUCUUCUGCCUCCCAGGCCCUCCCUAAAGGAUUGGAUGUGACUGUUCAAAACAAUGCUUGCAGUGAUCAAUCAACCAUUUCCAGCAACAUAGAUGAAUCUGCCUCUACUUGCACUGAUCUAUCCCUCACUCCCUCGUCAACUAAAGUAGCCCCAGGAUUUUUCAGCAGUUUUAGUCCACUUCACCAAAUGGGUUCAUCAGUGGAAAAAGUUGUGACCAGGGGAAAUGGGGAUUUUGACAAGUUUUAUGGCACUAGCAAUGUAUUUUACCAACAAGGACCAAUGGGAGUGGUUAUGGGUGUGGACCAGCCUGGUCACUCAUCAGAUUCAAAUUCAGAAGUUUCAGCAGCUGAGUCAGUGGGCACAAAUAGGACCAACCACUCCAUUUCUGGGGAAAGUGAAAAUGGAAAUGAGAAGAUCAACAUGCCCUUCAUUGAUUUCCUCGGAGUAGGAGCUUCUUAAAGACUAUGGGGGUUUUUUGUUUUUGGUAAAACUGAAGAGAUCCAGCUGGAAACAGAGGAAAAAAGAGCAAAAUUAGCCAGUUGAAAGCUCCACCCAAUGGGCAAAAAUGUGAGCUUCUGCAGUAGGUCUCAUCACCUCUAUAGUCUUGUAUGUACAGUUUAGUUCCAUAAAUGGUAAAAGAAAGAGAAAACUAUAGCUAAGAAAAAGUAAAAAAAAAAAAAAUGGAGGAGAGAAAGAGAGAGUUCUAAGCAGUAAUGAGUUUAACAAUAUAAUAAAGAAAUCUAAACUUUUAGUUUUGGACUUAUGCAAGUCAGCAGCAGCUAGCGGGCCUUUGUUAUUCUCUCUUGUGAUGUUAGGGCAUUUUGUUUCUUUCUGAACAAUGAAGCAAAAGCCAAAGUUUCCUCUUCA
This is a messenger RNA of Theobroma cacao (cacao), 1587 nucleotides long. RefSeq names its product myb domain protein 56 (gene MYB56). Gene Ontology annotation, molecular function: RNA polymerase II cis-regulatory region sequence-specific DNA binding; DNA-binding transcription factor activity, RNA polymerase II-specific. The record is from RefSeq and is a predicted model, not a curated record. Lineage: Eukaryota; Viridiplantae; Streptophyta; Magnoliopsida; Malvales; Malvaceae. Gene Ontology annotation, cellular component: nucleus. Gene Ontology annotation, biological process: regulation of DNA-templated transcription.